This is a messenger RNA of Podarcis muralis (Common wall lizard), 1518 nucleotides long. RefSeq names its product dicarbonyl and L-xylulose reductase (gene DCXR). Gene Ontology annotation, biological process: glucose metabolic process; xylulose metabolic process. The record is from RefSeq and is a predicted model, not a curated record. NCBI's taxonomy places the organism in Eukaryota, Metazoa, Chordata, Lepidosauria, Squamata, Lacertidae. Gene Ontology annotation, molecular function: carbonyl reductase (NADPH) activity; L-xylulose reductase (NADPH) activity.
CGCCCCAUGCUCUGAUCUUCGCCCCGAGGCGGAGACUCCGGACUCCAGACUUUCUGCGCCACGGAGGGAGAUGGAGGGCUUCUCGGGACGCCGGGCUCUGGUGACGGGGGCGGGCAAAGGGAUCGGCCGGGCUGUGGCGGUGGCGCUGAGCCGUGCCGGGGCCCAGGUGGUCGCGCUGAGCCGGACCCAGGCGGAUCUCGACCACCUGCAAAAGGAGUGCCCUGACAUCCAGACGCUAUGCAUAGACUUAGGAGACUGGGAGGCCACAGAGGCAGCACUGAGCACAGUGGGGGAUAUUGACCUGUUGGUGAAUAAUGCUGCUGUAGCACUGCUGCAACCAUUCCUACAGGUGACCAAGGAGGCCUUUGACAGGUCUUUCAAUGUCAACCUUCGGGCCGCACUGCAUGUCUCCCAGAUUGUUGCUCGGAAACUGAUUGCCAGGGGAGUGCCAGGUGCAAUUGUGAAUGUCUCGAGCCAGGCAUCCCAUCGGGCUCUGACCGAUCACACAGUUUACUGUUCCACCAAGAGUGCCUUGGAUAUGCUGACAAAGACAAUGGCUCUGGAGCUGGGUCCCCACAAGAUUCGGGUGAACAGUGUGAACCCCACGGUUGUCAUGACAGACAUGGGCCGCCUCAACUGGACUGAUCCCCAGAAAGCUGGACCUAUGAUUAGCCGCAUCCCAUUGGGGAAAUUUGCAGAGGUGGACGAUGUGGUGAACAGCAUCCUCUUCCUGCUGAGCAACCAAAGCAACAUGACGACAGGUGCCAUGCUGCCAGUUGACGGGGGAUUCCUUGCCUGCUAAAAUCCAUCAUUUGCUUCCGUCUUCCCUGUGUGAUUUUUCCCCCUACUGAGUUAUCCGGAACAGACUGAGACGUGGAAUGAAAUUCUGUGGAACAUGGAUGGGGAACUUGCCGCAACUCCAGAUCUUCAUGGGCCCCAGCUCCCAUCAGCCCGGCCAAUAACCAGGGAUGUCGGAAGUUGUGGCCACAGAGAGAGAGACCAAGUGGGAGGUUCCAUUAGUGGAUGCAUGUGGAAAGUGAGGGCUGUAGGAUGCUUGCUUCUGCCGCUGACCCUGAAGAAAUCACACUUCCUUACUUAUGGAGAAAUGUUUAUUGUAUAAAAUAAGAGGUGUUCAGCUCAUCACUCUACACGAUGAUUAAAAACUGGACCCGUCUCCAUCCCAACCCCUCCAAAGCUCUCCCUGCUCCAUCCCCCAGUCCAUCCCACCUGGUAAAAGGAAGGGGUUGGCCAUAACCCUUUCCACCUGCAUCAUCUUUAAUCUUACAGAAAGGUUCCUGCCAUCUGGCCCUGUCCUGCUCAGGCUGGACAAGGUAAAGAGGCCUUCCUCCAACUCUCCAUCUUUGGGAGAGCUGAUGGUCUGUAAAACCAGCUGAGGAGCAGCACACAGGCUGAUAUCCUGAAAGGCAAAGGCAGCUUGGGAUGGCACAGAGCUGCAUUGAUCAUUUAGCUUUGCUAGUGUCUCGUGCAAAUAAAGCACUAUAAAGGCUACUUCUUCAA